Molecule: messenger RNA, 369 nt
Organism: Condylura cristata (star-nosed mole)
Lineage: Eukaryota; Metazoa; Chordata; Mammalia; Eulipotyphla; Talpidae
Gene: APRG1
Product: chromosome unknown open reading frame, human C3orf35
Exons: 1
Source: RefSeq, a predicted model, not a curated record
AUGAAAACAAUACCAACAAGAAAAAGGUGUAAACUUUUCAGAAUGGACCCAGAUUUUGAAGAUAUGAUAAAGAGGUUAUUGUGUGUCCAAACUUUUCACACAAGGAUUGGAGGAGAUUUAACACCAGGAAUAAUAAACAAAGGGAGACCAGCUAAUGCAGAGCAGAUGGGCCUUCAGGGCAGUGCUAAACAUUUCAACAUCUUCCCCUUGGACCUUUGGACUCAAGAUGACUGAAUGCUGGUUUCUUUAGUUAGAACUAAAGUUAAUGCAAUUGAGGAAACCAUAAAUAUGGCUGGUUUAAUUUAUGGGGUGGUUGGUGGACUAAAGUUCUCAAGAAGCUGUAUGUGGCAGGCAUUUGACAUUCGCUAA